Messenger RNA from Physeter macrocephalus (sperm whale), 896 nucleotides. RefSeq names its product bolA family member 1 (gene BOLA1). The record is from RefSeq and is a predicted model, not a curated record. The coding region runs from base 101 to 514 and encodes 137 amino acids. The transcript has 3 exons. Lineage: Eukaryota; Metazoa; Chordata; Mammalia; Artiodactyla; Physeteridae. Gene Ontology annotation, cellular component: mitochondrion.
UUCCCAGCGUGCCUCAGGACGCGAAGUGUGCGUUUCGCCCGGAACGUCAGGAGUUCGGCCCUGAGUGGGAACUGCGGUAGCGAAGACUGAGUGCAAGCUGAUGCUGAGUGGGCACCUGGUCGGAAGCCUGUUCUCCAUGGCUGGCCGCGUCUGUGUGUCCCGGGGCAGCGCCAGAUCAGGGGCCAUCGGUCCCGUCGAGGCCGCCAUUCGCACAAAGUUGGAGCAGGCACUGAACCCCGAGGUCCUGGAGCUGCGUAAUGAGAGCGGCGGCCACGCGGUCCCACCAGGCAGUGAAACCCAUUUCCGCGUGGCCGUGGUGAGCUCUCGCUUCGAGGGACUGAGCCCCCUGCAACGGCAUCGGCUGGUCCACGCGGCGCUGUCAGAAGAGCUGGCUGGGCCGGUCCACGCCCUGGCCAUACAAGCGCGGACCCCCGCCCAGUGGAGGGAGAACCCUCAACUGGACACGAGCCCCCCCUGCCUGGGCGGGAGCAAGAAAACUCGAGGAACUCCCUGAACCCUGAGACAGAGGGAGGACCGGAAUCCAAACGGGUUGGACAGGAAGAAGCAGGAGACACAGGACAUCACGCUGGAGCCAGCUAGAGCCGGGGAAGGAGAAAGCAGCAUGAGCCUGGCCACAGCCCACACUGUCCUGUCGACCAGCGUUGAGCACAGCCCAGGAUGAGACUCUCUUUUUGCCAAGGUACCCAAAAGAAAGGCUUUCCACUCAUCCCCAACCUCCCUUAUAAUUGUCUUAUUAACAAUUCAGUACCAACCAUUUCUUCAGUGCAGGCUAUGGGCCAAGCAACUUGAUGGUUUACACACACUGCUAAUAAGUCAACCUCAUGAGACAGGUACUGUCAUCACCGCCAUGUCACAGAUGAGACAGCUGGGCUCAC